Molecule: messenger RNA, 2363 nt
Organism: Tarenaya hassleriana
Lineage: Eukaryota; Viridiplantae; Streptophyta; Magnoliopsida; Brassicales; Cleomaceae
Product: pentatricopeptide repeat-containing protein At2g37310
Exons: 1
Coding region: 259-2232 (657 amino acids)
Biological process (GO): RNA modification
Molecular function (GO): RNA binding; protein binding
Source: RefSeq, a predicted model, not a curated record
AAUAAGUACUGUCUAAUUUUGCUGUCUUGUUAGCAUUUUAAUUAUCUAGCAUAUUUUUUUAAUCAUUGAGAUAUUGAAAUGAUGGAUUGUGAAAAAAAAAAGAUUUAGUUAUUGAAAUAAAUAACUGAAAACAAUUGGAUACUAAUUUCAAUUUUUUAAUGGGUUACAGAUUUUUAUGUGUUUAGAAAUAAAUUUUCAGUGAAAUUAGGAUCCUGAUUAAUUAGUUGCAAAGGCUGUGAGAUGAUGUUAUGAUUAUGAAUGAAGGUGAGCGUCGAAAUCCAACGAGCCUUGCAGAGUCUGCGCAGUACGGCCAUCGUCGACGGCGGCGCGUACGGUCAUCUCGUUCAUCACUUCACCCUACACCGGCUUCCUCUCCACGCGCUUCAGCUUCACGCGCGCAUCGUCCUCUUCUCCGUCACUCCCGAUAAUUUCCUCGCUUCCAGGCUCAUCAAUUUCUACACGAGACAGAACCGUUUCCGACAAGCCCACCAUGUGUUCGACGAAAUCCCCGUUCGAAACGCCUUCUCCUACAACGCGCUUCUUAUCGCGUACACUUCACGUGAGAUGCAUUCCGAUGCGGUAUCAUUGUUCUCGUCUUGGAUUGCGUCUUACUGUUACUCCUCCGGUGCGGCGAGGCCGGAUGGUGUUAGUAUCUCUAAUGUGUUGAAGGCCAUGUCCGGAUACGAUGGUUGCUGGUUCGAUUCCUUAGCCCGGGAGGUUCACUGCUACGUGUUGCGAGGUGGGUUUGAUUCCGAUGUGUUCGUGGGUAAUGGCUUGGUCACGUACUACGCAAAAUGUGGCCAAGUUGCAUCUGCGAGGAGAGUGUUUGAUGGAAUGCCUGAGAGAGACGUUGUCUCGUGGAAUUCAAUGAUUUCUGGGUAUUCUCAAAGUGGAUUUCACGAGGAAUGCAAGGAAUUGUAUAAAACGAUGUUGACUUGUCCUGGUUUGAGGCCUAAUGGAGUGACUGCAAUUAGUGUAAUUCAGUCGUGUGGCCAUUCAAACGAUCUUGUUUUUGGUAUGGAGGUACAUAAGCAGAUUCUUGAGAAUUUUAUUCAGAUGGAUUUAUCCCUAUGUAAUGCUGUAGUCGGGUUUUAUGCUAAAUGUGGUAGCUUGGACUAUGCAAGAGCAUUAUUUGAUGCGGUGGGUGAUAAAGAUUCUGUUACAUACGGGGCUAUGAUUUCAGGAUACAUGGCUCAUGGAUUUAUCAGAGAAGCAAUGACUUUGUUUAGGGAAACAGAAAGCAUCGGUUUGAGUACGUGGAACUCUGUAAUUUCGGGUCUUAUGCAGAAUAAUCAGCCUGAGGAGGUUGUAAGCUUAUUCAGGGAAAUGAUAAAAUGCGGUUUUAGGCCUAACGCAGUGACCCUUUCGAGCAUUCUUCCUUCGUUCAGUUACAAUUCUAACCUAACUGGAGGGAAGGAAAUCCAUGCUUUUGCCAUCCGGAAUGGCUGUGGUGGUAAUAUAUAUGUCGCAACGGCUGUCAUAGAUAACUAUGCCAAAUUAGGAUUUCUUCAAGGAUCUCAAAGGGUGUUUAAUAACUGUAAAGACAGGAGCUUGAUUGUCUGGACAGCAAUUAUAUCGGCAUAUGCUGUUCAUGGGGACUCUGAAGCUGCUUGUAAUCUUUUUUAUCAAAUGCAGAGUCAUGGAAUUAAGCCAGACAAUGUCACACUAACGACUGUUCUUUCGGCUUGUGCACAUUCUGGAGAAGUGGAUAAGGCACGGAACAUUUUUGAUUCUAUGUCAGUAAGCUAUGGUAUUGAGCCAGGAAUAGAGCAUUAUGCUUGUAUGGUAAGCGCUCUUAGCCGGGCCGGAAAGCUCUCAGAAGCAGUAGAGUUUAUCCUGAAGAUGCCGAUAGAACCGAGCGCUAAAGUUUGGGGAGCAUUGCUAAAUGGGGCUUCUGUUCUCGGUGACGUGGAGAUUGCAAGAUUUGCAUGUGACCGUUUGUUUGAGAUUGAACCCGAAAACACAGGAAACUACGUUAUCAUGGCGAAUCUAUAUACUCAAACCGGGAAAUGGGAGGAAGCUGAGAUGGUCAGGGAUAAGAUGAAGGGAACUGGUUUGAAGAAGAUAGCAGGCAGUAGCUGGAUUGAGACAGGAAAAGGAUUGAGGAGUUUCAUUGCAAAAGACAUUUCAUGUGAAAGAAGCAAAGAGAUGUGUACAGUUCUAGAGGGUUUGGUUGAGGCAAUGAGAGACAGAGGUUAUGUCAUGAGACAAGAAGAGACUUAUGAUGCUUAAACUAGUUAGUUGGAACUGAGAUUAUUCUGUUUAUGUAAAUAAGAUCCAGGUAAAAUUAUGGGAGAUUUUCAGUUAUGGAUCCAUAUUUGAGUUUUGAGGCAUACUUACAAUUUUCGAUACAAAUAUGAAUA